This is a messenger RNA of Theobroma cacao (cacao), 2208 nucleotides long. RefSeq names its product BTB-POZ and MATH domain 5 (gene BPM5). Gene Ontology annotation, biological process: protein ubiquitination. Gene Ontology annotation, molecular function: protein binding. NCBI's taxonomy places the organism in Eukaryota, Viridiplantae, Streptophyta, Magnoliopsida, Malvales, Malvaceae. The record is from RefSeq and is a predicted model, not a curated record.
AUCCACAAAUACAUAUGAAUUUCAUACCAUCGCCGUUCCUUUUCCAUUCUACUUAUUAUAGAAAAACAAAAUAAAAUCCAGAGAUAGAAAAAGCCUACGAUUCUUGAGCCUUCCACUCGAAUUCUUCCUCAAUUCGAUGAAUCUAUCCAAUCCAAAACCCUAAACCAUUGAAAUACCCCAAUGACAAACCGCGCAACAUCGCCGACAGCGACGGCAGAAGUUGAGCAAAGCCCACUGGUUUCUCCAACCAGCUCACGGUCGGUGACGGAGACGGUUAACGGGUCGCACCGGUUGGUGAUCCAGGGAUACAGCUUAGCCAAAGGGAUUGGCGUGGGGAAGCACAUUGCCAGCGACAAUUUCACUGUGGGCGGCUACCAGUGGGCUAUUUACUUCUACCCCGACGGCAAAAACCCAGAAGAUAAUUCCACUUAUGUCUCCGUUUUCAUUGCAUUGGCUAGCGAAGGCACCGAUGUUAGGGCGCUUUUCGAGCUUACGCUUGUGGAUCAGAGCGGUAAAGGCAAGCAUAAGGUUCAUAGCCAUUUCGAUCGGUCCCUUGAGAGUGGGCCUUAUUCCCUCAAAUAUCGUGGUAGUAUGUGGGGGUACAAGCGUUUUUUCAGACGAGCUUUACUUGAAACAUCAGAUUACCUCAAGGAUGAUUGCUUGAAAAUAAAUUGUACUGUUGGAGUUGUCGUUUCAGCAAUAGAUUGUUCACGAUUACACUCAAUUCAGGUGCCAGAGUCUAAUAUAGGAGCACAUUUUGGUAUGCUGCUGGAAAAUAUGGAAGGUUCAGAUAUUACAUUUGAUGUGGCUGGGGAAAAAUUUCAUGCUCAUAAGUUGGUAUUAGCUGCUCGAUCCCCUGUUUUUCGAUCAGAAUUUUUUGAUGGGAUGGAUGAAGAAAAGCAAGAGAUAGUCAUCACCAAUUUUGAUCCGAAGGUUUUUAAGGCCUUGUUGCACUUUAUAUACAGAGACACUCUUUCAGAAGAUGUGGAGAGUGUUGGGUCUACCUUCUCCUCUGUGUCAUCAAUAUCUGAAACACUAAUAGCAAAAUUGUUAGCGGCAGCAGAUAGGUAUGGUCUGGAGAGACUGAAAUUAAUGUGUGAAUCCCAUCUCUGCAAGAAUAUAUCUGUCAAUUCUGUUGCCAAAAUUCUAGCUUUGGCUGACCAAUAUCAUGCUUCGGAGUUAAAAGCUGUUUGUCUCAGAUUUGCUGCUGAAAACCUAGCAGCUGUCAUGCGUACAGAUGGCUUUGAAUACCUAAAAGAGAACUGCCCUUCACUUCAGUCAGAGCUCCUGAAGACAGUUGCAGGUUGUGAUGAGGAUCGUAGCAGUGGUGGAAAAUCUCGGAGUGUGUGGGCACAACUUUCAGAUGGUGAUACCAGUGGCAGGAGGGUCAGGCAAAGAACCUGAUCUCAAGAUUGUUGUCUUGUAAAUUGGUGUGAUAAUAUACUUGUUCGAUGGCCGAUUUGAACACCUGAUUGGUUGGUUUCCCCAGCACCAAAAAGAAAUUAAAAAAAAAAAAGAAGCGAUGAUGUCAAAACAAAGGAAAAAAAAACCUGAAGCAGAGGCAGAAACAGAAGCACUGCCAACCUUGUAAGAGGAGUAAAAUAGAAUGUUGUAAAUUUGUGGGUUUAUUCUAAAUGUCUGCUAAUUGUUGGAAGUAGGUGAAGGGCAAGACAUGGCCCUGGUGAUCCGUUUACAGCGUCGCUAACAAAUUUUGCCAUUUCGAGGUGGAAAGCUGUUAAUCUUAACUAAGUCAACUUUUUUUUGUGUCUUCUGUUGCUCUUCUUGUGGAUUGAGAAGAUGGGCUCGUUAGAAAUGGGACAUUGAACUUGGAUUGGGCGAGAUUGCAUUGUUGGUUGAGUAGUCAGGCAGUUUGAGGACCGGCUAGAAAAAUCAAUUUUCUAGUUAGGUUUAGCCUCUGUUUUGCUCAAGAUGGUAAGGAUGGAUGGACCAGAAAGACUAGUCAUGCUAAUAAGUCUGUCGUGUGGUUAAAUUGGAUUCUUCAGUAAAGCGGCGGAUCCUAGAGGCAGAAUGUGGGUAUGCUUAUGCUAGAGUAGUUCCCACUGCAUAUUCUGUCAGAGUGAGUCAGGAAGGUUGCCCAUAAACAUUUCAUCUUUUUGCAAUAUUUCAAUUUCGUCAAUACUGUAUUACUUUUUGGGUGUCCAAAUGUUAAUAUAUUAAUGAAUAAUACCGUCGCCAAUUUGCUGUGGC